UCUCUGUUUUUUUUUUUCUCUAUUUUUUUUUUAAUUGAUUUCUUCUCGAUCUUCUUCUUCUUCUUCUUCCCCUGCGAUGCUCGUUCGCAAGUCAACGACGCGCAUGACAGCUGCGCUGGUGCUGCUGGCGGUGGGCUCGUCGCUCGCUGUGCUGCAGGCCGCCGCCUCGCGCACAACUUCAACUGAUUAUUUCUCGACACCGCAGCUGAGCAAGAUUUACGCCGUGACAAGGGCCUCCGUGCGCGCCAACGAUGCCAACUUGGAGGCCGACCAUCGCCGCCAGGUCUGGGACGCGGUGGAGCCUCAACAUACUUCUUUGCGCCGGCGCCAAACCACCGUUCAGGACGCAGACGAACUGGAGCACUGGAACCCGGAACGCCCAUUCCCCGAUCACAUUGAAGUCUCAUUCACCGCGGCUGACGGCUCUGCGGAAACCGUUCAAGCAGAGCUUGUCUACGGCUUUUUCGCCGACACGGCGCGAGUCUUCACAACCUCAACGGUCAAUGGUGUCCAGGUCAUUGAGCAGCAUCGACCCGUUUUGCGGGCGUAUCACGGACAAACCCUCACCGGACACCUCGUGUCUGUCGUCCUCCACGACGAGCCCGACUCGUUCCAGAUGGUUGUUUUUGAUCCGGCGGGCCACUACACCAUCGAGCCGGCCAUCCGUCAUCUCCCCGACGUCGAGUCGCAGACGCAACGCCGCGCGCUCCAGGAUGCGACGAUGGCAACUGGCUUGAUUUUGUUCCAUGGUGUGGACGAUGUCCAGGAGACGUUGAGCGAUGCCGUGUUGAAAGACGAGGACAAUGCUCGCCGCGCUGAUGGUGCCAAGUCCCGCUCGCCCAUUCCCCUGGCCAAGAGCAUUCGCUUGCCCUCUGGCAACCAGCGCCGCGUCGCCCAGUGGACCAACUGCCUCCCAGCAUCCGUUACGACUACGCAGGCCAUCAACGUCGGGUAUGCCAUCGAUGCGGGCUACUACCAAUUCAUGGGAUCCAGCACCACGAAUGUCCAGUACAGCGUUGUCGAAAUCAUGUCCUCGACGAACAUGCUCUACAAGGCACAACUGAACGUGGUGAUUCGGACGUCUACCCUCGACAUUCGUACGACAACAAACUCGGACACGUGGAACCAAAUCCCAUCCACCCCGGGAUCCCAGAGCUGCGGCCUGACCAUCAACCAAGCACUCACUUCGUUUCAAACUUGGCGCCAAGCCAAGCCGGCAACCGAGACCAACGGUCUGUAUCACUUGCUGACGUACUGCUACCCGUCUCCCGGAACCGUGGGCUUGGCCACAGUGGGCUGCCUGUGCAACCGCCGGUAUGGCGGCGUUUCUUCGACGUCCUCGCAGACCUGGAUUACUGUGGCUCACGAGAUGGGACACAACUUUAACGCCCAGCACACUUUUGACGUCGGUGGUCUCAUGGACUAUGGCGAUGGCACGUACCUGGGCGAGUACCAGUUCCACCCCAACAACAAGGCCGAGGUUUGUUCGCACAUGACCGCCAGCAGGGCUGCCAACUAUGCCGGUACCUACACGGUGCCAUCUUGCUGGAGCAACUACCAAGCCAUCUGCGGCAACGGCAAUAUCGAGCCGGGCGAAGAUUGCGACGACACGUCUGCGUGCUGCUCCAACUGCAAAUUUGCCAACCCGAGCUAUGAAUGCUCUGGUGGCCCCUGUUGCACAUCCUGCAUGUUUGUGAUGCCAAACACGCUUUGCAUGAGUUCGAAAGGCCAGUGCAUGAACGGCCGCUGCGUCAACCUCGCCGGUGGUUGCGAAUCGUACAGCAACGUGAAGAUGUGCCCGACGUCACCCGUCACCACCAGUAAUCAGUGCGCGUUGAAUUGCAAGUACAGCUCCUCGUCCUCUUGCACCCCUGCUUCUUCGAUUGGUGGCAUCGUUACGACACUGUUUUUGCCGCUCGGCACGGUGUGCUCAAGGAGCCCUUACAGCACUUGCCAGACGUCUGGCAGCAGCGUCGCCUGUCUGGCUGCCACCAUCUACACUUGGAACACUGGUUCUUGGUCUGCAUGCUCCCCGUCGUGCGGCGCUGGCACCCAGACCCGCACCGUCACUUGUGUCAAUGGUGCGAGCACAACCGUUUCCGAUUCUCUCUGCACCGGUACAAAGCCAGCCACCUCACAGUCCUGCAACAACGGUGCAUGUGGCUCGUAUGCUUGGCAACAGUCUGGAUUCGGCGCGUGCUCUGUGCCCUGCGGCUCUGGCACGCAGACGCAGACGGUUCAGUGCGUGAAUACUGCUUCCGGCAACGCCGUUGUGGCUGACUCCUUCUGCACCGGCACCAAGCCGAGCACAUCUCAAUCGUGCUCGUCGACUGCGUGCGGUUGGUACACUGGCUCGUUUGGCGCAUGCUCCCCGUCUUGCGGCGCUGGCACUCAAACUCGCACUGUCGAGUGCCGAACCAAUGCAGGCAACGGUGUGGCUGCCUCAUCGACUUAUUGCACUGGCACUCAACCUGCUACUUCGCAAUCUUGCAACAAUGGCGCCUGCCCUGCUUACGCUUGGCAGCAAUCUGGAUUCGGCGCGUGCUCUGUGCCCUGCGGCUCUGGAACGCAAACUCAGACCGUUCAAUGCGUCAACACCGCUGCUAGCAACGCUGUUGUUGCCGAUUCCCUGUGCACCGGCACCAAGCCAAGUACCUCUCAAUCGUGUUCUUCGACUGCGUGUGGCUGGUUUACUGGCUCGUUCGGUGCAUGCUCUCCUUCUUGUGGCGUUGGCACACAGACGCGCACUGUCGAGUGCCGAACGAACGCUGGCAACGGUGUUGCCGCUUCGUCCACGUAUUGCACUGGCACUCAGCCUGCUACUUCACAAUCGUGCAACAAUGGCGCCUGCCCUGUCUACUCUUGGCAGCAAUCUGGAUUCGGCGCUUGCUCUGUGCCCUGCGGCUCUGGAACACAAACUCAAACCGUUCAGUGCGUCAACACCGCUGCUAGCAACGCUGUUGUGGCCGAUUCCCUGUGCACUGGCACCAAGCCGAGCACAUCUCAAUCCUGCUCGUCGACUGCGUGUGGCUGGUUUACUGGUUCGUUCGGUGCAUGCUCUCCUUCUUGUGGCGCUGGCACCCAAACCCGCACUGUCGAAUGCCGAACGAACGCUGGCAACGGCGUUGCCGCUUCGUCCACGUACUGCACUGAUACCCAGCCAGCCGCUUCGCAAUCUUGCAACAACGGUGCAUGCGGUAGCUACGUUUGGCAACAAUCUGGAUUCGGCGCUUGCUCUGUGCCCUGCGGCUCGGGAACGCAAACUCAAACUGUUCAAUGCGUCAACACCGCUGCUAGCAACGCUGUUGUUGCCGAUUCCCUGUGCACUGGCACCAAGCCAAGUACCUCUCAAUCCUGCUCGUCGACUGCGUGUGGCUGGUUUACUGGUUCGUUCGGUGCAUGCUCUCCUUCUUGUGGCGCUGGCACCCAAACCCGCACUGUCGAAUGCCGAACGAACGCUGGCAACGGCGUUGCCGCUUCGUCCACGUAUUGCACUGGCACUCAGCCUGCUACUUCACAGUCUUGCAACAAUGGCGCCUGCCCCGUCUACGCUUGGAAACAAUCUGGAUUUGGCGCUUGCUCGGUGCCCUGCGGCUCUGGCACGCAGACUCAGACCGUCCAAUGCGUCAACACUGCCGCUGGCGACGCGAUCGUGUCUGAUUCUCUCUGCACUGGCACCAAGCCAAGCGCUUCUCAAUCGUGCUCCUCGACUGUUUGCGGCUGGUAUGCAGGCACGUUCGGUGUUUGCUCUGUGACUUGCAGCGGCACUGGCACCCAAACGCGCACGGUCGAGUGUCGCACAAACGGCGGCAAUGGAGCGACGGUUGCAGACACGUAUUGCUCUGGAACCCAACCCGCUAGCUCGCAGUCAUGCAACAAUGGAGCUUGCCCAACGUAUGCUUGGCAGCAGUCUGGUUUUGGAGCCUGCUCACCAUCUUGCGGAGCCGGCACACAGACCCAAACCGUUCAAUGCGUCAACACUGCUGCCGCCAACGCUGUCGUGUCAGAUUCCCUCUGCACUGGCACCAAGCCCAGCACUUCUCAGGCUUGUAAUAACGGCGUGUGCCCCUCGUACUCGUGGCAGCAGUCUGGAUUUGGUGGCUGCACGCAACCCUGCGGCGGAGGAACGCAAUCUCAAACCGUGCAGUGCGUGAACACUGCUGCUGGAAAUGCAGUCGUGGCCGAUAGCUUGUGCACCGGCACAAAGCCGGCGACCUCUCAAUCCUGCAACACUGGCGCUUGCCCCAGCUACUCGUGGCAGCAGUCUGGCUUUGGUGCUUGCUCUGCCUCUUGCGGAACCGGUACUCAGACCCAAACCGUGCAGUGCGUCAAUACUGCCAGCGGCAACACUGUUGUUGCCGACUCGCUUUGCAGCGGCACAAAGCCCGCCUCGUCGCGAAAUUGCAACACGCACGUUUGCCCACCCGCCAUCGAUUGCUCCUGCACUGCUUGGUCUGUGUUUGCCCCUUGCUCGGUGUCCUGCGGCUCUGGCGUUCAAAAGAGCUACCGCACCUGCACGGAAGCUCGGGAUGGAGGUCGCACGUGCGCCCAGCUCGGCCUGACCAGCACGGUUCGUCAACAGGCGUGCAACACUCAGGCUUGUCCAGUUGAUUGCUCGUGUGGCGCGUGGACUGGACCGACCGCUUGCUCUGCCACGUGCGGUGGCGGCAAGCAGACCUACACUCGCACCUGUACCGAAGCCUCGGCUGGCGGCCUGACCUGUGCUGCCAUGGGCCUGAAGACAACCCGUCAAGUCACAUGCAACAGUGGUUCUUGCCCCACCCCGGCCAACCGCGACUGUUCGUGCUCUGCUUGGUCGUCGUGGAGCACAUGCUCGCGCAACUGUGGCACCGGAGCUCAGUUCCGCACUCGCACCUGCAGCGCGGCGGUCGGCAGCGGCCAGACUUGCGCUGCUCUCGGCUUGACUUCGACGUCCGAGUAUCGCUCGUGCAAUUCGUUUGUGUGCGCGCUGCCGACCAAGUAUAUGGUUGCGCUCUUUUCCUUUGAUGGCUCUGGUCCCUCGUUUACCGACUCUCAGGGCAACGUUUUCUCCUGGUCGUCCGCUUUGACUCGUCGCGACACGUCCACGACUGUCCCUGCGAUUCGUGGAAAUGCAGCCGAAUUUGGUGGUAGUGCCAGCAUGGCCUUGACAUCCGGGCCGCGCCUGUACGAGGUGACCCUGUCUGCCUUCAUUCAGCCCUCUGCCAUGGCCUCGGGCACCGCGUUCAUCCGUGCACCCAAUGCCGGCACCACCAAUUUCUUUGUGAGCUUCCGCACGAACGGCGGCCGUGUGACGCCGUUUGUCAACGUCGGAUCGACAACUCUGGCCGCCACUCUGUCCAGCAGCAUUCCGACGACGUCGUGGAGCCACAUUGCGGUGACGCUGAACGCCGAUGGCGCGCUGACCGUUUACCUGAACGGCACGCAGGUGGCCGCGCGCACCGGCGCAACCAUCCCGACCACGUCGAUUGCGCCUGGCAACUGGGAAGUCGCUUGCUUUGAUGCCGAGACAAACUGCUACUCUGGCGCCAUGGACGAGCUGUCCGUGUGGAAUGCGGCGCUCUCUGCAGAAGAGGUUGCCGAGCUGUACAACCGCUACUUCUCUGGCUUGAGCUCGACGUCGGAUCGCGGUUCUCCUGCACCAGCCAGCGGCUCGGAUGGCGGCUCAUCCAUCGUUCCGGUGAUUGUCGGCGUGCUCAUCGGCUUGCUUGUUGUUUUGAUCAUUGUUAUUGUGUUGGUGCGUCGCCAUCGUCGCAAUGCCAACUACAACCACGUCAAGAAGAUGGCUCGUCGGAACAGUGUCGAUUCCAACGACUCGCUCGGUCGUGACAAGACUGCCGGCUCUUUGGACACACAGACACCGGCCUUGAUCACCAAUGCUCGCGCCAACAAGCAUCAAUCACUGGCCACCAUGGCCGUGACUGCCAAUCCUCUCCUUUCAGCACCAGCAGCGGCAGCCCCUGCUCCGGCCAAGAAGCCUGGUCGCCUCGGUCAAAUGACGUUUGGUCGCCGGAGCGCAGCGUCCAAUGCUGCCGCAGCCGGUGCAGCUGACAACGCGGUUGAGCAGCCUGAGGUCGGCGCCCUGUUCCGUGCUCAGUAUGCGUACCAGCCCCAUCAAUCGGAUGAGCUUGAACUGGCCAUUGGCGACGUUAUUCACGUUACUUCGCAAUCGGAUGAUGGCUGGAUGCUGGGCAAGAACAACCGCACCAAGAAGCAUGGUGUGUGCCCUGGCAACUAUCUCGUUCGAAUGGACGCGAAUGACACGACCGCCAUUCCCACUGGCACCUUGUCUGUAGCUGCCGCGAAGGCAGCGGAAGCGGCUUCGUCCUCGCCUGCCAAGGCGCCCAAGCCCGCCAAGCUUCCUCGUCCGACUGUUUCCGAGACUGCCAAUCCGGUCUUCUCCCACACCAACAAUGACACUCCCUCGCCCAAGCCCACUCCCCCUGCCAAGCCGUCCACGUUGCCUCCGAAGCUCGGAUCCAACUACAACAGAUUGGGCUCGUCCGACUCACUGCUGGACUCACCCACGUCCCCACCUUCGAAACCCGCUCCCCUCGCGCCUGCUUCCGCCGCGCCAUCGAAACCCGCUCCCCUUGCGCCUGCUUCCGCCGCGCCAUCGAAGCCCGCUCCGAUUGCUGCAAAGCCCAGUCCCAUUGCGCCCAAACCAGCCCCGAUUGCAUCCAAGCCGACUCCGCCGGCCGGCAAGCCAACUCCUCCGCCAGGAAAGCCUCUCCCUGUUGACAAGCCCACGCCACCCGCUGGAAAGCCCGCGCCACCCGCUGGGAAGCCCGCUCCUCCACCUGGCAAACCAUCCAAGCCGUCGGCUUCCCAAUCCGAGCUUUAA
Molecule: messenger RNA, 6844 nt
Organism: Capsaspora owczarzaki ATCC 30864
Lineage: Eukaryota; Filasterea; Ministeriida; Capsasporidae
Product: thrombospondin
Exons: 2
Coding region: 77-6844 (2255 amino acids)
Biological process (GO): extracellular matrix organization; proteolysis
Cellular component (GO): extracellular matrix
Molecular function (GO): metalloendopeptidase activity; protein binding
Source: RefSeq, a predicted model, not a curated record